This is a messenger RNA of Panthera uncia (snow leopard), 3502 nucleotides long. It is a transcript of the gene TXNRD1, whose product is annotated as thioredoxin reductase 1. Gene Ontology annotation, biological process: glutathione metabolic process; cell redox homeostasis; cellular response to oxidative stress. The coding region runs from base 22 to 1647 and encodes 541 amino acids. NCBI's taxonomy places the organism in Eukaryota, Metazoa, Chordata, Mammalia, Carnivora, Felidae. Gene Ontology annotation, molecular function: glutathione-disulfide reductase (NADPH) activity; thioredoxin-disulfide reductase (NADPH) activity; flavin adenine dinucleotide binding. Gene Ontology annotation, cellular component: cytosol; mitochondrion. The record is from RefSeq and is a predicted model, not a curated record. The transcript is spliced from 14 exons.
GUAAAGAAGUUAUUUAAGUCCAUGUGUGUUCCUUAUUUUUUGCUCGAACUUGAUCAAGCAGAGGACGCCAGGGGCCUGGAGAGAGCGCUCUCGGAGCUCACCUCGGAAACCGACGUGCCGGUGGUGUUUGUGAAGCGGCGAAAGAUAGGAGGCCAUGGUCCAACCCUGAAGGCUUAUCAGGAGGGCAGACUUCAAAAGCUACUGGAAAUGAACGGCUCGGAGGGUCUUCCCGAGUCCUAUGACUAUGACCUCAUCAUCGUUGGAGGCGGCUCAGGAGGGCUGGCAGCUGCUAAGGAGGCAGCCAAAUAUGACAAGAAGAUAUUGGUCCUGGAUUUUGUCACUCCAACCCCCCAUGGAACUAGAUGGGGUCUCGGAGGAACAUGCGUGAAUGUGGGUUGCAUACCUAAAAAACUGAUGCACCAAGCAGCUUUGUUAGGACAAGCUGUGCAAGACUCUCGAAACUACGGUUGGAAGAUCGAGGAGACAGUUAAACAUGACUGGGAUAAGAUGACAGAAGCUGUACAGAAUUACAUCGGCUCCCUGAACUGGGGCUACCGGGUCGCUCUGCGGGAGAGAAAAGUGACCUAUGAGAAUGCAUAUGGCCAGUUUGUAGGUCCUCAUAGGAUUAAGGCAACAAAUAACAAAGGCAAAGAAAAAAUUUAUACAGCAGAGAAAUUUCUCAUUGCUACUGGCGAGAGGCCACGGUAUCUGGGCAUCCCUGGUGACAAAGAGUUCUGCAUCAGCAGUGAUGAUCUUUUCUCCUUACCUUACUGCCCGGGUAAGACCCUGGUGGUUGGAGCAUCGUAUGUCGCCUUGGAAUGUGCUGGAUUUCUUGCUGGCAUCGGUUUAGAUGUCACUGUUAUGGUACGAUCCAUCCUCCUGAGAGGAUUUGACCAGGACAUGGCCAACAAAAUUGGCGAACAUAUGGAAGAACAUGGUGUCAAGUUUAUAAAACAGUUCAUACCAAUAAAAGUUGAACAAAUUGAAGCAGGGACACCAGGCCGACUCAGGGUGGUAGCCCAGUCCACCAGUGGUGGUGAAACCAUUGAAGGAGAGUAUAAUACGGUAAGGAAUGGACCCAGUUUCAGGACUGGAAAAAUACCUGUCACAGAUGAAGAGCAGACCAACGUGCCUUAUAUCUAUGCCAUCGGCGAUAUAUUGGAGGGGAAGCUUGAGCUCACCCCAGUAGCAAUCCAGGCAGGGAGACUGCUGGCUCAGAGGCUCUAUGCUGGCUCCAGUAUCAAGUGUGACUAUGAAAAUGUUCCGACAACUGUGUUUACUCCUUUGGAGUAUGGUGCUUGUGGUCUUUCUGAGGAGAAGGCUGUGGAGAAAUUUGGGGAAGAAAACAUUGAGGUUUACCAUAGUUACUUUUGGCCAUUGGAAUGGACGAUUCCAUCAAGAGAUAACAAUAAGUGUUAUGCAAAAAUAAUCUGUAAUAUCAAAGACAAUGAACGUGUUGUCGGCUUCCACGUACUGGGUCCAAAUGCUGGAGAGGUUACGCAAGGCUUUGCAGCUGCACUCAAGUGUGGACUGACCAAAAUGCAGCUGGAUAGUACCAUCGGGAUCCACCCCGUCUGUGCAGAGGUAUUCACAACCUUGUCGGUGACCAAGCGCUCUGGGGGAAGCAUCCUCCAGGCUGGCUGCUGAGGUUAAGCCCCAGUGCGGAUGCUGUUGCCGACACUCCAAGCCACUGCUGCGUUAACUUGCCCAAGUCCAAGGUGCAGAUUUUAGGAAGGGUUUUGUGCUUUGGCACCCGCGUGUCCCGCGCUGGUGGCACCCAAGGCCCCCUUGGAUCUCUCGGGUAGAAGGUGGUGGAUGGAAGGCAGACAGCGUCGCACUGGGGUCACCGUGACGGACUGGAGCUGACACUCGGCAGCGCGUCGGAGGGCGCGUCCAUGAAGUCACCGGCCCCAAGCCCCCGCGGUGGGCGGUGAUGGAACAAGUGCCGAGCAGUUUUAGCGCGACCUCUCCUUUCUGGAUUUGCUUAUUCUCAUUGUUUAGCUUUCUCAAUUUGAUCACUUUUUUCCUUUUUUUUUUCCUCCAAGGUGUACGUGAUUACUAGAGAUGAGAAACGUUAGCAGUCGAUUUUUGUCCAAAAGCAAGUGUUGUCUAGAGUGUGCAAGUAAGGUGCCUCGCGCAUGAGAGGCACUCGAAGGCUGCAUAGGCUUGUCCCGUGAGAGAGAACGGUCCCGGGAGUCAAGUGACUCACCUGUUGAGCAGGGUCACCCCUAAUGAGUUCCGUGUCCACCAACGAGUACGUUUAUGAUUGAAUCUGGCCAAAUUUGCCCCAUGUGCCACAUCACCAGUUGUGAGGUGACGGCCCCUUGGCCAGCCCGUCUCAAGCGACGUUCCCCGGCGUGGAACUUGUAGCAUGGUUCCUGCCAGUACUCAUCAUGGAGGCAGAGGUACACCUUAGAUGGGGAAAAACAAUAAAUGUUUUCCUUUACUUGGUUUAUUGUGUGUUGGUCAAAGUGAGCUCUUUUGCAAUAAGAAACAUUUAAUUUGUGUAAUACUGUUUUUUUGUUGUUGUUGUUGUAACUUUAGCUUUAAGUUAAACACACAAAUAUCACGGCCUUACUUUUCACACGUGCUGUAUGUAUCUGCCCCUUCCUAAGAACCACAUUCAUAGGAAAAUAGGUCUUCCCACACUUAGGAUUUAACUCUUCUGUGGUGAUCGUUUUUUUAAGGAAGCUAUUAAUAUCGUAAGUUAUUAUUUUUGAACACAGGUGGAUGUGAAGGAUUUUCAUUGAAAAACCGAAUGGUUUUGACUUUUUCUGCUGAAUGGAUGACCGUUGCUGGCAGAAUGGUGGCAGGUUUUGCGCUCCGUUAGCUUUCCAACUCGUCUUAUUACAAAGAGGGAUUGAGUCUGCAGCUGUAGAUUUCUGCGUGAAUGUGCUGACUGUUCCAGGAUUACGUGGAGGCCACCUUCUCUUUCUCUGAGUUGGCUUUUAAACGUGUGCUGUGACCACCGGGCCUCCCGUCCGCAGGCCCUCCCCUCUGCGUGUAUUCCAGCCGCAACCCCGAAUGCUUGGUUCAAAGUACAUUUCUUGGUCACCUCAGGGACCUUCUGCGCCUGCCUGGCUCUUAGUCAGCAGAGCGCCUGCGCCUGCCCCCCGGGGCGCUGCCUCCCGCCCUCACCCCUGCAGUGCUGUGAAGAAGGUGGGAAGGGACAAAGAGGGGAGUUGAGGCAGUUGACUGUGUUCAGUUUUAUUUAUUUUUUUAACCGUUGUUUUUUUUUUUUUUUCCUCCAAGCCUGCCAGUCUCUGAAGUUAGAACAAUAGGCAGUAUGAUUUUCGUGCCUAAUCAUGUUGUGAUUCUCUCUUCUUAGUGGGAUGGAAUGUUCUGUCCCCCCAAGAAGGAUUACACUUUAUAUAUAGAUUUGUCUUAUUUAGAUUCUGUAAUUGCCCACUGUACUGAGAUUCCUAUUAAAUUCCAUGUAUUUUUGUUAUGUAUCUUCUGGGAAAAACAGACAAUGUGAAACAUUAAAAGGUAUUAAUAUCCA